CCCGCGGGGCUAAGUGGCCGCCGCUGCCAGGCCCGGAAUGAUCUGCGUCAACAACCUCACCUGUCACACAAGCAUCGGUUGUGGAAGACCGUUUUUGUUAAGGUGUUGCAAUUCGAUGAGAGGAAAACAUUCGGAUCCUCGCAGCAGGAGAGAAUCCGGAAAGGGACUCGAAGAAAUCAUGAUAAGAGACCCUGUUUGCUGAAGAGAACCCCCGCACUAACGAGGAUGUGGCAGCCACUGCGAACUGGGAACAAGGUCCUAAUUCAGCCUUAAACCAAGCGGGAACCCCUGGCUGUCCCUGUUUCUUAGGGUUUUUUUUUCUGCAGCAUUGUGACGGGACCUUCCACAUCUUGGGCUGGCAAGUGUGGGAAUGAACAAUACUAUACAUCUGCAUGCAUACGCAUAUGCAGAUGCAAAGAACCUUUCCCGCCUGCUCCCAACAUCCCGUCCCUAUCACGAAGGACCGGUGAAGCUUGAUGGCCUGUGAAUCCAGAUUUGCGAGUGCACACGACCAAGUACUGCCCCCCCAAGCAUCAGUAAAUAUCUCACGAGUUCUUUGGACAUCACUUUCACUUGUGCUUCCCCUAUGACUCUGACAACACCACCAUAAGCCGAGAUGCAAGCACCAUAACAGCCACACACCGAAACAGAGUCUACAGGUCAACUACAAGCCGCAUCAGUUUGAAUCAUAUACAAAAUCUGUCACCAUGACGUCCCCAUCUCAGACAUCCGUCUUCCACCCCGAGCACCACGCUCACCUAAUUCCUUACAUGGCCGCCAUCUACGCCUCAGGCAUCAACAUCGACCGCACCACUGCCAUCGGCCCUUUUUUACCUCCCCUGUCCCUCGAACGCCUCCUGAUCUGGUGGAAAGACCGGAUAGCAGAGCAUCAAGCCCAGACCCGCAUCAUCAUCCUGCUGCUGCCUCCGUCCGAGAAUGCAAACCAGAAGCCAAAGGGCGAGGACCUCCGCGGGAUAGCCAUGGUCGAGCUUGAUCAGUCGCAAGCUGGUGAUUUCCGAGGUGUCAUCGACCUGCUGAUUGUUGGCCAAAAGUUCAGGAGGCAAGGAGGGGGGAGGAGUUUGAUUCAAGCGUGCGAGUAUGAGAGCGCGAGGAAGGGGAGGUCGCUGUUGACGGCGAGAACAGAGACAGAUUCCGCCUCCGAGCUGGCAUUCAAGAGCUGCGGCUACGUCGAGGUGGGCAAAAUUCCAAACUUUAGCAGGACCAGCGUUGAUGCGGCCACGAAGAGGGGGGUUACCCUCUUCUAUAAGGAUAUUUUACUCCAGACCCAGCAAAGCCGAACGACUGCGGGUGCCUAAGAGCCUUGUACGGCGCCAGGGCUCAGGAGUAGGAGUUGAAGGAAGCAAGGUCGGGCUGGUUAGCGGAUCGUCUACGGCUGUUGAGGGAGCUUGGGUUUGAAGGGGCCAGUAAAGACGGUACGAGGUACCACCACGGAGGUCACCCUCCAAAAAACUGUGGGAUUCCAGGUUUUCAGCACGUUUCGUUUCAAGCCAUAAGUUUCAUUUUCUUUUCCAGUGUUCCAUUAUUCGUAAAAGGCAGCGGGUGGUGUCAGAAAGAUAGGCAAUGACUGCAAAGUCCGUUUUCCUUGGUUGUUUUCACACUUUUCAUGGUUUGGCAAGACUGGGCGAGCAAUCUCUUUUGAUAUAUCUAUCGCCACGAGACUCGGGAAUGCACACCCUCAUUUAUCCUGAGAAUGCCCUCUCCAAUCGCGUGAGAGGGUUCGCUGGGCACAACUUAUGUCGAGCCUGCUGAUGCCUAUGAAUGUAUUGCAAUGUCCAGUCUCACACGG
This is a messenger RNA of Podospora bellae-mahoneyi, 1807 nucleotides long. RefSeq lists its product as uncharacterized. The record is from RefSeq and is a predicted model, not a curated record. Bases 708 to 1316 code for a protein of 202 amino acids. Lineage: Eukaryota; Fungi; Ascomycota; Sordariomycetes; Sordariales; Podosporaceae. Gene Ontology annotation, molecular function: acyltransferase activity, transferring groups other than amino-acyl groups. The transcript has 4 exons.